This is a messenger RNA of Impatiens glandulifera, 1837 nucleotides long. Its product is annotated as probable transcription factor PosF21. The transcript has 4 exons. Bases 320 to 1621 code for a protein of 433 amino acids. Gene Ontology annotation, molecular function: DNA-binding transcription factor activity. The record is from RefSeq and is a predicted model, not a curated record. NCBI's taxonomy places the organism in Eukaryota, Viridiplantae, Streptophyta, Magnoliopsida, Ericales, Balsaminaceae. Gene Ontology annotation, biological process: regulation of DNA-templated transcription. Gene Ontology annotation, cellular component: nucleus.
UUAUAGCUUCUUCGCGAAGCUUCGUAUUCUAUGUCCAUGGAGUAAAUCUCGCUUUUUUUCUUCAUGGCCAUGUGAAUUUGCAAUUUCCUGUCUCAUUGGUCCAAGUAAACUCUUCUUUCUGAUCAUUGUGAACCUUUUCUGCCGGGAUCUAAUCGGAAAGUUUGAAACUUCACGCCGUUCUUAACUUGAAUGCACGAUUCUAGGGUUUUUUCUUUCACUUUCUAAUCUAUUCUCUUAUCAUCUAAGCUUGUUUCGGUUUAAUUUGUAAACCCAUUUGCAAGAAGGAACAAAUUUUACAGGGUUUGAGAGAUUCUCAGAUAUGGAUAAAGAUAGAUCUUCCAUUCAUGGUGGGAGUUUACUACCGCCGCCUCCUCCUUUGAGACGGAAUUCUGGGUAUUCGUCAUCUGGAAAUGUUAAACCAGAGCCGCCGCCUUCACCGGGAUUGCCUCCGUUGGCUCCAGGAAGUGGUUCAGAAUUAUCAGGUUUUGGUCAUGGGAUGUGUUCUAAUUCAGAUGGUGGUCGUCGAUUUAGCUCUGAUAUUAUUAGUAAAAUGCCGGAUAACCCACCAAAGACUUUAGGUCAUAGGCGUGCACAUUCGGAGAUUCUUACUUUACCAGAUGAUAUCAAUUUUGAUAGUGAUCUUGGUCUUUUAGGAGGGUUUGAUGGACCUUCUUCAUUUUCUGAUGAUACUGAUGAAGACUUGUUAGCAAUGUAUCUUGAUAUGGAUAAGUUUGCUUCAUCAUCUUGUGCUACAUCUGCUUUGGAAGCUGGUGAAUCAUCUUCUUCAGUAGCUGCAGCUGCGGCUUUCUUGGUUACUGAACAUGUUCCAGGAGAAAAUAUGUUUUCAGAAGAUGGAAUUGAACAGAAGACGAGAGUUAGACGAAAUCAUCAGCACAGUCUGUCUAUGGAUGGUUCGAUGACAAUUAAGCCGGAAAUGCUCAUGUCUGGUAUAGAUGAGGAAUCUGCACUUGAUGCUAAGAAAUCUAUGUCUGCUGCUAAGCUUGCAGAACUUGCUCUUGUUGAUCCAAAACGUGCUAAAAGAAUCUGGGCAAAUAGACAGUCAGCUGCGAGGUCCAAGGAAAGGAAGAUGAGGUAUAUAUCUGAGCUUGAACGCAAGGUGCAAACCUUACAAACCGAAGCUACAACAUUAUCAGCUCAAUUUACUCUGUUGCAGAGAGAUACAAAUGGUCUGAAUGUAGAAAACUCGGAAUUAAAACUCCGUGUGCAAACAAUGGAGCAACAGGUUCACCUGCAAGAUGCACUAAAUGAAGCAUUGAAAGAUGAGAUUCAACAUCUGAAAGUUGUGACUGGUCAAGCUUUUGUUCCUAAUGGUGGACAAAUGAUGAUGAAUUACCUCCCAUCACCGGCUUUUGGAGGAGUUGGCCAGCAAUUUUACAACAAUAACAACAACAACAAUCAUCUCUUAGCAGCCCGGCAGUUUCAACAGCUCCAGAUUCAUUCGCAGAAGCAACAUCAGCAGCAGUUUCAGCAGAUUCAACAGCAACAGUUGCAGCAGCAGCAGAUGAUUCAACAGCAAGAACAACAAGAUCCGAGAAUGAUCAGGAUGAACUCUCCGCCUUGUCAGACCCAGAAACAAAAUGCAAACGCCUCCAAAGAUUGAUUGACAACAAACAACAUCGAUAAUGAAUAUAUUAUUACCAAUCCAUUUUGAAAGAUAUGUUAUCAUUAUUACCAUUUUGUAAGAUUACUUGGGGUUUAUAGUCUUUUUGGUUUUACUUUUAUCAUCUUAUUCUUUCUUUUAUUAUUAGACAGUGACUUGGUAAAAACAGAUGAAGAAUUAUAUCAAAUUUUAUGUUGUUUAUUCUUGCAUUGUUUU